Molecule: messenger RNA, 366 nt
Organism: Biomphalaria glabrata
Lineage: Eukaryota; Metazoa; Mollusca; Gastropoda; Planorbidae
Product: FMRFamide-like neuropeptides 1
Exons: 1
Coding region: 1-366 (121 amino acids)
Source: RefSeq, a predicted model, not a curated record
AUGUUUCUAAAACGUGGCCGUGGCUCUGAGCCAAUGUUUCUAAAACGUGGCCGUGGCUCUGAGCCAAUGUUUCUAAAACGUGGCCGUGGCUCUGAGCCAAUGUUUCUAAAACGUGGCCGUGGCUCUGAGCCAAUGUUUCUAAAACGUGGCCGUGGCUCUGAGCCAAUGUUUCUAAAACGUGGCCGUGGCUCUGAGCCAAUGUUUCUAAAACGUGGCCGUGGCUCUGAGCCAAUGUUUCUAAAACGUGGCCGUGGCUCUGAGCCAAUGUUUCUAAAACGUGGCCGUGGCUCUGAGCCAAUGUUUCUAAAACGUGGCCGUGGCUCUGAGCCAAUGUUUCUAAAACGUGGCCGUGGCUCUGAGCACUAA